CAACCACUCACUCUCCCAUCUCCUCACCUCGCUAGUCGCUGCACGCCCCAUCUGCCGUCCUUCUUUCUCCUUCUUCGCUACCUCUACUUCUUUCCUCCUCUCUUUGUCUCCCCCUGUCCUCCACACCUUCCCACAUCCUUCCGUUCACGUAAUCCAGCUUCUUUCGCCGUCCCAUCCUCUCUCUCAUUCUCCCGUCUUCUCUUCUUCUCCCCCCCUUUUUUCUUGUCACUUCUCUUCGUCUGCUCUCCCCGUUCACGAUCCCAAUCCCAAUCCUCCCGCCACCCGCCUCCUAAAUCCCAGGAUGACAGUGUGUUGGUAGAAAGACUAGAAAGCCGUCAAUUCUACAGCUCUGAUCUGUUCGCUCGCAAGCUCCUUUCUUCUUCUCUCCAACGCGUUUAUCCUCUCCUCUUCCCUCGAUCGAUCAACCGACCCGCUUAGCUCUCUCCUGGGACCUCGUCCUAAUAACGAAACGGUCUCGAUCACCAUCACAACCCCUUUCCACCACCUGUCUCAAUCCCCCCGGAGCCCUCGCCUGCGAGUCAUUGCUCCUGUCUCGUCAUCUUGUUCAACCACUGCCACCUUUCCCCAGCGACUGAGCGGAUAAGUGGAUCUGGACAGUUGGCGGACAGUCAUUGCUCCACUGCUCGAACCCGUUUCAUAAAAGGCCAGCCCUUCCCUUUCCACCACAUCGGCACGUCCCGCCAAGCUAGCUCCAGACCUGCCAAAAGAAACAAUCUUACGAUAGCUGUUGAUUUUGACACGUUGACGCUUCGUUUUGUUGCCCCGACGAAAAGGGCAUUUGAUGGCCUUUGCCACUUGGAAGUCGUGACUCAUCCUCCAAAGCUCUCCUGAAAUUCGGAGGUCCACCUCUCUUCCGCCCUCCUAUUUCACCAGUCCCGUCGUCCAAGAAGGCCUGCUACCUCAUACAGCUCUGAACCCCGUCAACAUCACCAGGGCGCCCAUCCACCUUGUGGACUUCACGACCUGUAACGAAGCGAUAUCCUUUUCCUGUUUUGCUCGAUCUCAUCCAACCUUCUGGUCCUUCUUGUUUAUAUAUAUAUUGUCUCUCUCCUCUUUUAACUCAUACUUUGGCCAAUCGAGGCUCCUUUUCUUUUACAAAGUCCAAAUGCAAUUAUAACGAUCAUUAAUUCCGUCCUUUUUCUUCGGUUGAUUUCCGAGGGUGUCGUUCCUCCCUCUCACCACACGGUCCGGACGGCGGUAUUUCUUUUGUAUUCCUUCUGACAUAUUCCGAACGGUUUUCGAAACUUGCAUUCUAUGAGCAUCUAAAUCGACAAUACGGUGUCUUUUUUUUUUCCUUUUUUUCUCUUUUUGUGCUUUUCGCGUUUAGCUUUGGGUUUGGGGUUGCUAUUUCCUCUCUCUGUCUCUCAUACGCACCAAGAACACACAGAGUACUCGGCCAGCGGCGGAGGUCACACGUCCUUUAAUCUCUCUCCUCGAUUUUCUUUUCUUUGUUAGAACUGACUCGCUCCUUGAUUGCCCUUACACUUUGCCGAAUAUGGAUUGCUUGCGGGACAAGUUUGUUCAAGGACAGUUGUUGGAUGGUCGAUUCCUCACGGUCACCCCGCUCAACCAUGGUUCCUUUGGAAUGGUCUUCCUCGCCAAGGACACCUUGACCGGAGAACAAGUUGCUAUCAAAUGCUUGACCAGACAGGCUUCAUCAGAUUCUUCCGAUCUGACUGUCGACGAACGUUCCGAGGAGAUGGAGUGCCAUGCUCGUCUCGGCUUCCACCCGAACAUUGUCAAUAUGAUCCACUCCUUUGAAACCAGGUCACAUAUUUUCUUGGUACUUGAAUACUGUUCGAUGGGUGAUUUGUACGAAGCUAUCAGGGUUGAUCGUGGUCCCUUGGAAACCGAACAUGUCCGUGACUUUAUGCUACAACUUAUUGGCGCUGUGGAGUACAUGCAUUCCAAGGGAUUGUAUCACCGUGAUAUUAAGCCCGAGAAUAUCUUCCUGUGCCAGGAUGGCUCAAUGAAGCUGGGUGACUUUGGACUUGCGACGCGUGCCAAUUGGUCUUUUGAGGCGUGUGUGGGAAGUGAUCGGUAUAUGGCUCCUGAACAAUACGAGCCAACUGCAGCCGGGUAUUCCCCUGGUCAGGCCGACAUUUGGGCCAUUGGAAUUUGCCUUUUGAACAUUUUGUUCUCGAGGAACCCUUUUGUUACGCCAACUGAGUCCGACGUUCUCUUCGCCGACUAUGCUCGUGAUCGCCAGUCGCUCUUUGAUGUCUUCCCCAAUAUGUCUCAGGAUACCUUUGAGAUUUUGACUCAUUCUUUGGCCAUUGAUCCGAAAAAGCGAUCUCUUUCUGCGAUGCGCGAGGCCAUUGUUCGUGCUGUCUCCUUCACAAUCGACGACGAGACUCUGGACGACUAUUGCACCGAAGACCGGAAUGUUGUCCCCGCAAGCGGCUAUCGUGAACCCCUUCGCACGCCAUCAAUCCAGAGUCCUCAGAUCAACCAAGGCGAUUCUUUUCCAUGGGCAAAAGCUCUUCAGUCCACUCCCCAGCAAGCUGUUCGUCAGUUGUCCGCGAUUCCCGACUCUGAAGUCUACACGGAAGACCUUUUUGCAACAUCGGCAGACGAGGGCAUGUCAUGGUACACGGGCAAUCACGGCUCGGCGUCUAUGGUAUCCACCUUUGAUUCGAACUUUGGACCAUCAUUCAAAUCUAUGGCAUUGCCCAAGGAUCGCUAUAGACAGUUCGACAAAGCUCCUAUCAGUGGCUCUUUGCCGGAGCCUGUUGGUGUUCCCAUUCCUUCCAUGUCCAUGGUGUUUGGUAAGGGUAAUGACGAGCAAGUAUCCAAGAGUUGGAGUGAUCUCUGGGAUGAAGAUCAAAUGGAGAAUGAGGCCCUUGAACUUCACAACCGUCAGGCUCACAAUGCGCGUACUUGGAGUCAGGAGAGCAAGGACGAUGAGCUUGGAAAAUCUGGGUUGACAGAGAUCGACCCUACUUCUUCCGCUCUCAACUCGCGUUCGAUGAUCCCGAACGGUCAAGCCAAGAGCGUUCCAAUCCCCAGGAAGGCCGAAAAUUUCCGUGGCAACGAUUCUCCUUGCCCUGGCAGUUUCACUCCCUCUAAGUACGCUCCAAAGCAAACGAUCAUGGACAAGUGGGCAGCCUUGGGCCAGAAGAGACGCAACUACCACCCGAAGGGCCAGCAACCUCCCCAGUGGAAGGCGAAGCAGAUUGUCAACCGCAACUGGCGCAAGGAUGCGGGACCCAACUCGCUCGGAUCCGAGAAUGAGCCUUGGAUUCGCAAGGGAAGCAGCCCGAAACACAACCGAAUCCGUCAAAACCAGCAUCCACAGUCGCAUUUGCUGAGCAAAGACUGGCGCCACGACCCGUUCCAGACGAUCAAGCCGAAAAAGGACUCCUGCCCAUUUUCACUUCAUGAUAGCUAUCCCGAUGAUGAAUUUGAUUUUAUUGGUGGAUGGCAGGAUCUUCAUAUAUAAGUUUCCCAUUCCUGGUCUCUCCUUGUUUCUUUUCGUCGUCAGACGACCUUUUUCCGAUUCCUCUCCUGACACAUCGACUGCUGCAGCCUGGUUUCUUUUCCUUUCUUUUUGUUCUAUAUCAUAACCAACUUUGGAAGCAUUCUCUCCUCAUAUAUCUCUACCGCAUAACCUCCCGCCCAAGCUUGGUGCACCGCUGACCAUGUGGAUUUCUUUUGAGAAAACAAAAAUACAAAAACCCCCUGUUUGUUCUAGACUGGAAAAAAAUGCGGGUGUGGUGUCGUCUACAUUGAAGUUUUGUUUGUACUAUAUGUGGCUGUCAUUAUCAAGAUACACGGGACGGCACGGCACGGCGAAGUUGGGAGGCAUCAACGGAGAUUUGACAAUUGGGUACCUUGUGGUGGCGUUUUCCCUUUUUAUUUUCAAUUCCCUUUUCAUCGCACAGCGUGUUUGAAGUUAUAUACCUUUGUUUUCCUACGAUUAUUAUUAUUAUUAUCAUAACACCAGCAGGCAUUGCACAGUCUUCGAGUCGUGGAGGAAUUCAUCUCCCCUUUUUUUGUUGAUGCUAAGAGGCGGAUAUGCAGCCCUGGGAAAGGGGAGUCUGGAAAAGAAGCUUGUGCCAGCGAAGGCUUUUGCAGCCCUCAUAUGGCAGCCACCUUUAUCACCGCUGAGAAAGGUGGAAGGAGAGUAAGCACCAGGACGGAGCUCUGGGUGAAGGUGUUUUUGUGUUCUGGCAUUCGUUCCUCGCCCUCUUUUGUUGUUUGUUCACUCGCUACACGGUAGCGCUUUCAGAUCUAAACGUUGGAAAAGAAAAGGAAAAGUAAAGGGAAAAAAAAAAUGUGUACUCUGGGAUCAAGCAGCCUUGGGGACUAUCGUUUUGAGAGGCUGCUCAUGUACUUUAGUAACAUUGUGAGAGUUAGAUCUGAAGCAAGAGAAAGGGAAAGGAGUAGGAAAAAGGAAUAUAAGGCAUUAUUCUACUCGG
Coccidioides posadasii C735 delta SOWgp is the source of this 4442-nucleotide messenger RNA. RefSeq lists its product as uncharacterized. The record is from RefSeq and is a predicted model, not a curated record. Gene Ontology annotation, molecular function: ATP binding; protein kinase activity. Lineage: Eukaryota; Fungi; Ascomycota; Eurotiomycetes; Onygenales; Onygenaceae. Gene Ontology annotation, biological process: protein phosphorylation.